CUGUAACCUAAUGUUGUUGUGCUUGUUGCGGUAUUAUCGUGUAUUAUUGUUGACGAUUCGUAUGUAAUACCAAUACAGAUACAGCCCCUCCACGACAUGUGACACGCCCCUCGCGGGCUUUGUUCUGAUUCUCGUCGGGCGAAUCUCAACUUGCUUCCGGACUCCUCAACCUCUCAAACCUCUCUUCUUCUUCUAUUCUUCUGCUUCAAAAAGCUCAAUCUUUCAUUCGACUGUCCGCGAAUUCAGAUUACCCCACUCCGAUACAUCCCGCCCAAACUAGCCAUCAUGGUCAAAGCAGUCGUUCUCGGUGCCUCUGGUGGCAUUGGCCAGCCGCUUUCCCUUCUCCUCAAAGCCAGCCCUCUCGUUGAUCAGCUCGCUCUUUACGAUGUCGUCAAUACCCCAGGCGUUGCCGCUGACCUCUCUCACAUCUCCUCCAUUGCCACUGUCAAGGGAUAUCUACCCAAAGACGACGGCCUUAAGGAUGCCCUCACUGGCGCUGAUGUCGUCGUCAUCCCCGCCGGAAUUCCUCGAAAACCCGGUAUGACCCGCGAUGAUCUGUUCAAGGUCAACGCCGGAAUCGUUCAGACCCUCGUCAAGGGCAUCGCAGAGCACAGCCCUAAGGCUUUUAUUCUCAUCAUUUCCAACCCCGUCAACUCCACUGUCCCCAUUGCGGCUGAGGUUCUCAAGGCUGCUGGCGUUUUCGACCCCAAGCGCCUCUUUGGCGUCACCACUCUCGAUGUCGUUCGUGCCGAGACCUUCACCCAGGAGUUCACCGGUCAGAAGGACCCUUCCAAGACGACCAUUCCCGUCAUUGGUGGCCACUCCGGCGAGACCAUCGUACCCCUUUUCAGCCAGGCCAAGCCAGCUGUCAACAUUCCUGCGGAUAGAUACGAUGCCCUUGUAAACCGCGUCCAGUUUGGCGGUGACGAGGUCGUCAAGGCCAAGGAUGGAGCUGGCUCUGCCACCUUGUCCAUGGCUUAUGCUGGUUUCCGUUUCGCCGAGAGCAUCAUCAAAGCCUCCACGGGCGAGAAGGGUAUUGUCGAGCCAACUUACGUCUACCUUCCUGGUGUUGAAGGAGGCGAUGCUAUCAAGAGCAAAGUCGGCUUGGAUUUCUUUUCUAUCCCCGUAGAACUGGGCACUUCCGGCGCAGAAAAGGCCCAGAACAUCCUCGGCGAUAUCACGGAGCAGGAGAAGAAACUUCUCGAAGUCUGCAUCAAGGGCCUCAAGGGCAACAUCGAGAAGGGCGUCGAAUUUGCUCAGAGCCCACCCCCAAAGUAAACUCCCAACCCAACCCAGCCCGCUCUAUUAAUUCCUUCUACUCCUACCCUCCAUCUUCAUCAUCAGCAUCAUAAUCAUAGCCAAAAAUGAAAUUUCUUGCGCUCCAAUUCAACCGUCCAUCCAUUAGCGCUUGUUCAUUCCCCAAAAGUGAACCGCACCUUUUUUCUUUUUUCCUUUUUUUUCCUUGCAUCCCUUGCCCUAGGCAUCCGCCCAAACCGAAGAAUAGAAGAAAGGCACAAAAACACGAACUGUAAGCGAGAGGCAUGUUUACUAAUUAAUGGUUUUAUUUCCCUCCCUCCUUUUCCGGCGGAUAGGCUCUAGGAUCAUCAUAUAAGACAGACACAAGCAUACACAGCAUAGAUCGCGAUGAGACAACGCAUAUGGAACAAAAAAGAAAUACAUUCAGCUUUCCCUCAUACAUUUCUAUAUAGCGAGUGCCUUGGUAGUGGGUCAGCAAGGGCCGGGUUGGUGGUUUCGGCUUUAAAGAAAAAAAGAUGAACCUAAUACAAGAAUGAAUAGAAUGGCAUGUUCUCUAGAAAAUGAAUACAUGCGUCACGUUUCAAUUCCUUCCGGCACCACCUGUUGGGGCAUUUCCUCCUACUUGUUCCAUGGUACCGACUAUCGAAGGAAAAGAAGAAAAUGAAAAAUGAAAAUGUAAUAGAGAAAGAUAGAAUGCAGAAAGGAGACUCGGCAAGUAUCCAUGAAAAUUUGAUUUCAUUAAACCCUAAGUUCCGUAAACAUGUACGAACUCCUAGUAACUCCAAAGAAAUAAAUCAAAAUGAACAAAUAACCCUACAAAAUAGCACAGGCCAGGGUAUUUAUUUACUCAAGUUAGGGGGUAUCUCAACAUGUUCAUGACUUGGGGUGUUGUAAUUGCU
This is a messenger RNA of Blastomyces dermatitidis ER-3, 2156 nucleotides long. Its product is annotated as malate dehydrogenase, NAD-dependent, variant. The transcript has 9 exons. The record is from RefSeq and is a predicted model, not a curated record. Gene Ontology annotation, molecular function: L-malate dehydrogenase (NAD+) activity. Lineage: Eukaryota; Fungi; Ascomycota; Eurotiomycetes; Onygenales; Ajellomycetaceae. Gene Ontology annotation, cellular component: cytoplasm. Bases 286 to 1278 code for a protein of 330 amino acids. Gene Ontology annotation, biological process: carboxylic acid metabolic process; tricarboxylic acid cycle.